AAGAAGCCAUCGGACCUAUCCGGUCCAUAUGCAAUUAGACCAACCGACACUAGCCACUCCACUCCCAGUCAAGAGUCAACUAGUGCGGAGCAUUUCUCACUAUCCCACAAUUCUUCAUCCUCUGGAAUCAAGAAUUCACCGCAAACGAAGAAGAUCGAGGAUGUCGGAACAGCACACACCAUCGCAGAUCUUCAUCUUAUCAGGGCAGAGCAACAUGGCCGGCCGUGGUGGCGUAAUCACCGACCCCCACAACCACCACAAGAAGCUCUGGGACGGGAUCCUGCCUCCGGAAUGCGAAUCUCGCCCCGAAAUCCUCCGCCUCUCCGCCGAUCUGCGGUGGGAGAAAGCGGCGGUGCCUCUCCACGCCGACAUCGACACCAGGAAAGCGUGCGGAGUGGGGCCUGGGAUGUCAUUCGCGAACUCCGUCAAGGAUCGGUCGUGCGGCGGCGGCGGGGCCGGGGAGGCGAUCGGAUUGGUGCCGUGCGCCGUGGGAGGGACGGCGAUCAGAGAGUGGGCGCGUGGGGAACAGCUGUACGAAAACAUGGUGAGACGAGCCAAGGAGAGCGUGAGAUCCGGUGCGGAGAUCAAGUGCUUGCUGUGGUACCAAGGAGAGAGCGACACGUCGACGCACCACGAGGCCGACGCGUACCAGCGGAACAUGGAGAAGCUGAUUCAGAACGUUCGAGAGGAUUUGGGUCUACCGAAUCUCCCAGUAAUUCAGGUGGCGCUGGCAUCAGGGGACCAUAAGUACUUGGAGAAGGUGAGGGAAGCACAGCUGUGUAUGAAGAUGACGAACUUGGUGUGCGUGGAUGCGAAGGGAUUGAAGCUCAAGGAAGACAAUCUCCAUCUCUGUACUGAAGCUCAGGUUAAGCUAGGACAAAUGUUGGCUGAUGCUUACCUCAGUAACUUUGCAUCUCCUAAUUCGUUAGCAUCAUCUUCUUCUUCUUGAUCUCAUCUGGUAUGGUAUUGUACACUAUUCGCACUGCUGCUAAUGCUGAGACUUCGGUGAGAAUAACUCUGCAGUUCGCCUAAUUCUAAUCCAAUACAAAUUCUGAAUGCUCGAGUUGCCUACUGCUACUACAACUAGGAAAGGAAAUUGCCAACCUUACUACAAAUAGAGCAUUUAGGU
Messenger RNA from Linum tenue, 1129 nucleotides. NCBI's taxonomy places the organism in Eukaryota, Viridiplantae, Streptophyta, Magnoliopsida, Malpighiales, Linaceae. The record is from the annotation of a GenBank genome assembly.